Orbilia oligospora ATCC 24927 is the source of this 1650-nucleotide messenger RNA. RefSeq lists its product as uncharacterized. The record is from RefSeq and is a predicted model, not a curated record. Gene Ontology annotation, molecular function: aspartic-type endopeptidase activity. Gene Ontology annotation, biological process: proteolysis. NCBI's taxonomy places the organism in Eukaryota, Fungi, Ascomycota, Orbiliomycetes, Orbiliales, Orbiliaceae. The transcript is spliced from 5 exons. Bases 1 to 1650 code for a protein of 549 amino acids.
AUGGACAACCCGUCAAGAAGGUCUGCGCUAAUUAUCGAGAAUAUUAAGUUUGCGAGUUAUAGAGUUCCAGAUGUCAUUCCUGGAGUUAAUGGAUCGUCUGAGACUGUAUCGUAUAAAGAUGUGUAUGGGAUGAUGGUGGAUGUUGAAGUUGGAACACCGCCGCAAAAAGUGACGCUUAGAUUAUCCGGAGGGUCAUCGACUUGGAUUCCUCGGGAUAUAAACUUUGGAGCACCGGAUGGGUUUAAUACCUCACAGAGAUGUCGGAGGGUUUGUUCGUUGAUUGAGUCAUAUGGGGGAUACAUCCAGAACCGCUCGGUAACAUGGGGAAAAGUCCCCAAGCUUCUAAACCCCGAAAAACACGUUUCACUCAGUCACGCGAUAGACUCUUACGAAGGACGUUAUCUUUCCGAUACAUUAUUUUGGGGCGACCCGGCGAAAGAAUUACCUUCUCAAGCGGAAUUUCAUACGAUUGAUGAUUUUGUAUUUCUUGCGGCGGAUGAGUUUAAUGGUACGGGAGAAUUGGGGUUGGGAUUGUUGGAUUUUACGGGAGAGCUUGAUGGGUUCGGUGGGAAGGAGUUUCUGAGAAGGAUUGUUGAGAGAAAGAUUUAUCAGAGGUAUUCGGUGUCUAUGGCGGUUAUGGGGUUUUCGGUUUAUUAUGAUGCUUAUGAUAUCAAUUCGAGCGAGAUCACAUUCUCAACCAUUGAUAUCAGCAAAUAUCAACUUCCAAUGGUCACCUACGACUGGCCGUCCCAGAGACUCGUCACCGGCGGCGGGAUUAUGACUGCCUCCGUCGGGUUCUCGAUGAACGGAACACUUAAGACCAUUCUAAACAACCAACCGACGAUAAUAUCAAUAGGUCAACCGACAAUAGGACUCCCCGCACAGCUCCUAAACACGAUUUUAAAAGGUGUUAAUGCGGUUGAAAGCAAAGUAAAAGAUGGAUUAUGGAGUAUCGACUGUGGGAAAAUUAAGGAUAUGGAUUUAUCCCUUGAUAUCCAGUUUGAAGGGUUGAAUAUUACGUUGACGGCAGAGGAUUUUAUGGUGAAAGUACCAAAACCUUCGAACGUCCUUCAAGAAGAAGGAGGAGAAGAAGAACGAAAAGACGAGGAUUGUAGAAUCUUCCUCGAGAGUUCGGAACAAAACAAUGAUUAUGGGGUAGCAACGAUAUACCUCGGAAUCCCGUUUUUAAGAAAAGCAUACGUCUGGAUGGACUACCAAAACAACCAAACCAGUAUUGCGAAGUCAAAACAACGAGUAACGAAUAGUACGCUCGUAUCGAUCGGUCCCGGUGGGAUAUUUUCUAGCUUUGAUGAUCAAAAAGAUGGUGAACCGGAUGAUGAGAUAAGACCGAUCCCGGGGGUUUCUGAUUCUGAUUUUGGAAGAAGGAUUUAUGAUUAUAUAUAUGAAAGACCGGGUCUGGCGAUGAUUGUUGGGACUACUAUCGCUGGAGCGGCGGUUUUGACGGCGGUGGGGGUUUUGGUUUUGGUACUAUUGAGGGGUGGUCGAGCUGAGAUACCGCAGUUGCCACCGGUGCCGGAGUUGGAAGGGGCUGAGAGGUGUGAAUUGAAUGCGGAUCAUGGGUGGUCGGAGGUUCCGGGGAGCGAGGGGGGGAAGCCUCGGAGCUCGAAUGAUGGGGAAGUGGUGGAUUAG